Messenger RNA from Penicillium manginii, 1773 nucleotides. RefSeq names its product acyclic terpene utilization AtuA family protein. The coding region runs from base 1 to 1773 and encodes 590 amino acids. Lineage: Eukaryota; Fungi; Ascomycota; Eurotiomycetes; Eurotiales; Aspergillaceae. The record is from RefSeq and is a predicted model, not a curated record. The transcript has 2 exons.
AUGGCAUCAGUCGAUGGAGCCAAUCCUCCAAAGAGACCUGUGCGUAUUGCCGGCGCAAGUGGUGGCUUCACGGAUCGCCAGCGCAGCAUCCUAUCCUUCGCCCGAGACAAUGAUGUCGACGUAAUUAUCGGUGAUUGGAUGAGUGAAAUGACCAUGCAAUGGCAUGGUGUAGCGAAAGCAGACGCAGCCCGAGCGGGACAAGAUACGAAUGCUAUUGGAGCUUUUGAUCCCUCAUUCAUGGGUACAUUUUCGUCAGCCCUCUCUCAUCUGCAGCAACGUCGGAUCAAGGUUGCUGUCAAUGCAGGUGCCAGUGAACCAGACAAACUCGCUGCUCUAGUUAUUAAAGCAGUUGAAGAGCAGGGUCUUGAUCUGAAAGUCGCAUGGAUACAAGGCAUUGCAGAGUCCUUCCGAGCUGGUGCCGAUAUUGUCAUUUGUGGUAGGGUAUCUGACGCUGCGCCCGUAAUUGGAGCCGCCAUGUGGUGGCAUGGCUGGGACCGCAAUCAUGACUUCGAUGCGUUGGCCGGAUCACUCAUCGCUGGUCAUCUGAUUGAAUGCUCGAGUUACGUCUGCGGUGGUUACUAUAGCGGCUUUAAGGCUUUGUUUGAUGGAUGUGAGAAUAUCGGCUUUCCGAUUGCCGCCAUCAAGAAGGACGGCACCUUUGUUCUAGAAAAGGAACCGAAUACCGGUGGAGAGAUGUCAGUAGGAACUGCCACAUCUCAACUUUUGUACGAGAUCCAAGGGCCACGCUACUAUGGCUCAGAUGUCGUUGCCUUGCUUGAAGGUAUUCAAAUGCAGCAAAUCGCCAAAGAUCAAGUUCUCGUUACUGGUGUCAAGGGAAGCCCUCCACCGACAACCACUAAGGUCGGGAUCACUGCCCGCGGAGGAUAUCAGGCAGAAUUCCACUACUAUAUGUGCGGGCUGGAUCUCAAAGAAAAGGCUGAGUGGACUGAGCGUCAAAUUCGGUAUAGUAUGGGCAAGAAUGUCGAGAAAUUCUCCUGUCUCAAAUUCAGUCUCAAUGGAUGGUGCCAAGAGGAUCCAGAGAACCAGGAUGUUGCAACAGUUGAUUUCCGCAUUUUUGUUCAGACGAAGGACAAGAAUAUUUUGGGGGCCGGUUCCAUGGUCGGAUUCCAGCGAUGGUGCAUGGAGAAUUUCCUCCAGAGUGUACCGGGUGCAAGUAUUGAGAAUGACCUACGACAAACGAGUGGGAAAGAAUAUUUCGAAUACUGGGCUGCAUUACUUCCGCAGUCAAAAGUCUCCCACAUUGUGAACCUCCCGUUCCUCCAUGACAAAACAAUUUCUAUACCCUCGUCGGCAAGCUUGGAAAAUUAUGGCAAAACAUACGAGACCAGGCAAUGGAGCUACGAUACCCGGAAUCCAGUAGACUUGGCAUCAGUUGGUCCUACUAAGAGAGGACCUCUGGGCUGGGUAGCACUUGGCCGAUCAGGGGACAAAGCAUCUGAUGCAAAUGUUGGAUUCUUCGUGAGAAACAAUGAUGAGUGGUACUGGCUGCGGUCAUUACUCACAGUCGCAAAAAUGAAAGAAUUGCUAGGGCCCGAGUACAACGGGAAGGACAUCGACAGGUUUGAAAUUCCAGCUCUUCGGGCUGUGCACUUCUUGCUUCAUGAUCACCUUGAUCGGGGUUGGAGUGCUACAAGUACCUAUGAUGGGCUGGGAAAGAAUGUUUGCGAGUACCUUAGAGCCAAGCACGUUGACAUUCCAAUUGCGUUUUUGGAGAGGGGAACAGUUUCCCAUCAACGGAGAUUUCAGGAGUAA